Sardina pilchardus (European sardine) is the source of this 3210-nucleotide messenger RNA. RefSeq lists its product as uncharacterized. Gene Ontology annotation, molecular function: protein-lysine N-methyltransferase activity. NCBI's taxonomy places the organism in Eukaryota, Metazoa, Chordata, Actinopteri, Clupeiformes, Clupeidae. The coding region runs from base 1 to 3210 and encodes 1069 amino acids. The record is from RefSeq and is a predicted model, not a curated record. The transcript has 8 exons. Gene Ontology annotation, biological process: peptidyl-lysine methylation. Gene Ontology annotation, cellular component: cytosol; cytoplasm.
AUGACAACUUCAGCAGAGAAUCCUGACACAAAAGCGCCAUGGAAAAGUGUAUGGUCACCGAGUGUCUUCUACAGGCCAGAGAAAGAAACGUUCAACUUUGCUGGUUAUGAGAUCUGCAUUUAUGAAUCCGUGGGUUCUUACGGUUCCAUGAUCUGGCCAGGGGCGGUCGCUCUGUGUACGUACCUGGACACACCAGCAGGCCGACAGCAGGUUAAUCUACUGGAAAAAUCAGCCAUUGAGAUUGGAGCAGGGACUGGACUAUUAGCAAUUGUGGCUACUCUCCUUGGUGCCAAGGUAACGGCUACUGACCUGCCAGAGGUUCUGGGGAAUCUGAGAUUUAACCUGUCACGGAACACCAAGCAGCACUGCCGGCACCCAGCCCAAGUCGCAGCUCUCUCCUGGGGAGUGGACUUGGAGAACAGCUUCCCCCGCUCCACUCAUCAGUAUGAUUUCGUGCUGGCAGCUGAUGUGGUCUACCACCACGACUACUUGAACGAACUGUUGGUCACCAUGCGCCAUUUCUGCCAAGCAGGAACCACCCUCGUUUGGUCCAACAAGAUUCGCUUUAAAACCGACUUGACUUUUAUCGAGCGCUUCAAAGAGGCCUUCCACGCCACGCUGCUGGCUGAAAACGAUGAGAUACGGAUAUACAUGGCCACUGCACGGGAGGCACAAGCAGAUUCUGGCCAAACCAUGCAGACCGUGGGGCAGGAGGAGGAGAAAGAGCAAACUGUGAAAGAGGAGAUAGAUGUGUGUCCUGUCGAGGACGUGUCGACACACACCGAGAUAGAAGCACUUGAGGAAGAGAAAAGGCACAGAUGUUCAGAGAUAGAAGCAUUUGAGGAAGAGAAAACGCAGGGAUGUUCAGAGAUAGAAGCACUUGAGGAAGAGAAAAGGCAGAGAUGUUCAGAGAUAGAAGCAUUUGAGGAAGAGAAAAGGCAGAGAUGUUCAGAGAUAGAAGCAUUUGAGGAAGAGAAAAUGCAGAGAUGUUCAGAGAUAGAAGCAGUUGAGGAAGAGAAAAGGCAGAGAUGUUCAGAUGAUGAAGUGGAAGGUAGAGUGCAGCAGGACAGAAAUGCAGAAAAUAAACAUGCGGACAAAAAUAUCCAUGAGAAUGCAGAGAGGAGAGGAAGUGAGAAAACAAAAAUAGAUGAAUCUGAUGGUCAGCAGGGAGAUGUUCUGGGAACAGAAGGGUAUUGUACACCAGAGGUGAGCUAUGACGGAAAUCAUGACCUGAAGGAGACGGUUUGUGGAGAUAAGGACUCAGACAAACGUGAAGAACGACCAAGUGGAGAUGAAGGUGAUCGCAACAGCUCAGCACAGCAAGUAGAAGAAGAAAACAUUUUGACAACCUCUGAGAACGCUGAUACAAAAACGGCCUCUAACAGCGUAUGGUCACCGAGUGUCUUCUACAGGCCAGAGAAAGAAACGUUCAACUUUGCUGGUUAUGAGAUCUGCAUUUAUGAAUCCGUGGGUUCUUACGGUUCCAUGAUCUGGCCAGGGGCGGUCGCUCUGUGUAGGUACCUGGACACAGCAGCAGGCCAACAGCAGGUUAAUCUACUGGAUAAAUCAGCCAUUGAGAUUGGAGCAGGGACUGGACUAUUAUCAAUUGUGGCUACUCUCCUUGGUGCCAAGGUGACGGCAACUGACCUGCCAGAGGUUCUGGGGAAUCUGAGAUUUAACCUGUCACGGAACACCAAGCAGCACUGCCGGCACCCAGCCCAAGUCGCAGCUCUCUCCUGGGGAGUGGACUUGGAGAACAGCUUCCCCCGCUCCACUCAUCAGUAUGAUUUCGUGCUGGCAGCUGAUGUGGUCUACCACCACGACCACUUGAACGAACUGUUGGUCACCAUGCGCCAUUUCUGCCAAGCAGGAACCACCCUUGUUUGGUCCAACAAGAUCCGUUUUGAAACCGACUUGACUUUCAUAGAGCGCUUCAAGGAGGCCUUCCACACCACGCUGCUGGCUGAAAACGAUGAGAUACGGAUCUACAUGGCCACUGCACGGGAGGCAGAAGCAGAUUCUGGCCAAACCACGCAGGCUGUGGAGCAGGAGGAGGAGAAAGAGCAAACUGUAAAAGAGGAGAUAGAUGUGUGUCCUGUGGAGGACGUGUCGACACACACCGAGAUAGAAGCACUUGAGGAAGAGAAAACGCAGAGAUGUUCAGAGAUAGAAGCACUUAAGGAAGAGAAAAGGCAGAGAUGUUCAGAGAUAGAAGCAGUUGAGGAAGAGAAAAGGCAGAGAUGUUCAGAGAUAGAAGCACUUGAGGAAGAGAAAGGGCAGAGAUGCUCAGAGAUAGAAGCACUUGAGGAAGAGAAAACGCAGAGAUGUUCAGAGAUAGAAGCACUUGAGGAAGAGAAAAGGCAGAGAUGUUCAGAGAUAGAAGCAUUUGAGGAAGAGAAAAGGCAGAGAUGUUCAGAGAUAGAAGCACUUGAGGAAGAGAAAACACAGAGAUGUUCAGAGAUAGAAGCAUUUGAGGAAGAGAAAACGCAGAGAUGUUCAGAGAUAGAAGCACUUGAGGAAGAGAAAACGCAGAGAUGUUCAGAGAUAGAAGCACUUGAGGAAGAGAAAAGGCAGAGAUGUUCAGAGAUAGAAGCAUUUGAGGACGAGAAAAGGCAGAGAUGUUCAGAUGAUGAAGUGGAAGGUAGAGAGCAGGACAUAAAUGAAGAAAAUAAACAUGCGGACAAAAAUAUCAAUGAGAAUGGAGAGAGGAGAGGAAGUGAGAAAACAAAAAUAGAUGAAUCUGAUGGUCAGAAGGUAGAUGUUCUGGGAACAGAAGGGUAUUGUACACCAGAAGUGAGCUAUGACGGAAAUCAUGACCUGAAGGAGACGGUUUGUGGAGAUAAGGACUCAGACAAACGUGAAGAACGACCAAGUGGAGAUGAAGGUGAUCGCAACAGCUCAGCACAGCAAGAAGAAGAAAAAAGCAUUUUGACAACCUCUGAGAACGCUGAUACAAAAACGGCCUCUAACAGUGUAUGGUCACCGAGUGUCUUCUACAGGCCAGAGAAAGAUCGCAACAGCACAGCACAGCAAGAAGAAGACAAAGACAUCAACGCAAACAUAUCCAGUGGACUGAGGGAAGGGGAGCAUCACUUGGAAAAGGAUGACAAGAAAUAUGAGAACAAAGUGGAUACAUCGCCAAUACCAUAUUGUAGAACAAGUGAAAAGAGUGGAUUAAACUGUAAGUAUUUUCGUCUGUUAUGGUUGUGA